Molecule: messenger RNA, 1774 nt
Organism: Durusdinium trenchii
Lineage: Eukaryota; Dinophyceae; Suessiales; Symbiodiniaceae
Source: the annotation of a GenBank genome assembly
AUUGAUUCGUAUUGAUUCGGAUCGAUGAGCCAUGGCGAUGGUGACCCUCACAGACUUCAGCAGAAAGGACACAUUUUUGGGAGCCCCGUGGAAGUGCUCCUGGAGCCUGACGUGUGGCAUGUGGCCACAUUGCUUCACCUAUCUCGACCGGGAUGGGUCGUCGUGCAAGUGGAGAGUGCUGAAAAAGAGAUAGCCAUGAACCAGGUCAGGAUGCCUCCGCCACCUAGUGAUAAUCCGUCAGAGCCGUUCAUUCCGAAGCUGAAUGAUCUCGUCGAGGUACAGGUAACACAUCCGAAGCCAUGUAUUCUUUCGGGUGCUGUGCGAAUGGCUCGCGGACCUUACUUUUUAGUAUCCUUUCUGGGUAGAGGGCGCCAGGAUGACCUGCUCGUGCAAGCUGAGCAGCUGAGAGAACCUGGGCGGACUACUUUGUUGAGCACCUGCCUAUUACAAGAAGAGGUAUUUGAAUUGCCCCCAGGUUUAAUUGAAUCAGGUGUCCAUGGUGAAGAGUUAGCCGAUGACUUGAAGGGCUGGCUACUGCGAUUUCAAGAGCAAAGCCGUGUGCUGAGCCUUGAACUGCGUUUCACUGCCUUUGGCGCAGAGCUCAAGCUGGCGGGUGAGAGGCGCCAGAUGAGCCUUGCCGGAAAGCUGCUUCAUUGUAUCCACAUGCAGAACUGGAACGAGAUUGCAAGGAGACGGUCAGAACUCAGGGAGAUGGAAUCGCGCCUAUCUUGCUUGGAAGGAGAAUCACGCGAGGAAGGGAAGUUUGUGGAGUUUGAUUUGGAUGCAGACAUCAUGAGGUUGAUUCUUGCACAGAAUGGACGCAAGCUGCAAGAGCUGCAGGACUCAUUGGCUGUGCGUAUUGAGGUGAGAUUUGACCGUAGAAAGGGAAACAACUCUGUGCGGAUCAUGGGGCAAGACCCUGAAAACGUUGCCGCUGCGCAGAGGCUGCUUCAGUACUCCAAAAAGAUUCUUCGUUUUCCGCGGCAGCAUCUGGGGUAUGUUCUCGGCAAGCAACUGUCCAAUGUCCACGAACUGGCAGAGAAGGUUGGCUUGCUCAGCGCUCGCUUUGAUCCUUACUCGCAGGCUUUGGAGGUCAUUGGCCUCAGCGAGCAGCUUGAGUCUGCUGAGCUGCUGAUUCAAGCGCACCUGGACUACCGCCAGGUCUAUGAAGAAAUGCAGCAGGAGCAUGGUGCGCUGACACAAUCUUUUGAGGCUUUAGACGAAGAGUAUCGCAUGCGAAAAGGCAAAGGUAGAGGCAAAGGUCACCCAACUCGACAGUACAGAGCUCGCACGCCGCCUCCAACUGCAAAGAUGAUUGCCCUGGGCCGGUUGCAGAAGCCGCCAAGUAGAGAAGCUGAUACUGACUGGAGAGGAAACCAGAAUCGUGUUUUCAGCCACCCUUCAUCAAGGCGUCCUGAGUCGAGAGAGAAAGCAAAAGGAGCUGGCAAGGACAAGAUGAACAAGGGAGCGCAAGAAGAAGGAGCGGACGGAGUAGAAGCCAGUUCAAGUCCUUCAGAGGCAGAUACAAGUCCGAACGAGGACGAACAGGAUGAGCUGAUACCAGAAGAGCCACGUCAGGAGCCAGACCGGGCCGACACACCUGAGCUGGAUGAAGAUUCUGACAGCAACGCAGUACCCUCUUUCCUAUUUGAUAGCAGUCCCUAGAACUUGCAGUCGUGUCCAGUUCAGAAGGGGCUGCCGACAUGUGAAGGUAGAUAGCGUGUGAGGGUUUGAGCUGCUUCACCCAACCAGCAAGGUGACAUCCGGCAAAAAA